Molecule: messenger RNA, 3956 nt
Organism: Pollicipes pollicipes
Lineage: Eukaryota; Metazoa; Arthropoda; Thecostraca; Pollicipedomorpha; Pollicipedidae
Gene: yata
Product: N-terminal kinase-like protein yata
Exons: 19
Coding region: 117-2525 (802 amino acids)
Biological process (GO): protein phosphorylation
Molecular function (GO): protein kinase activity; ATP binding
Source: RefSeq, a predicted model, not a curated record
UCCGUACAUUGGUUCACGAAAAUUCAACUUGAGGGCACACACGGAAGGUAGUAGGCGUAGGGGCGACGUUGGCAAGGUUUUGGCGGGAGCGCCUCACCGAGCUACCGAUUGACAUCAUGUGGUCGUUCUUCUCAAGAGAUCCUUCUAAAGACUUUGCGUUUGAUAUAAGUGACCAAGUCAAGGGGCUAGAAUACAGAAGCUUUUGGCGAGUCCAUGCAGGUCGCAAAAAGGGUACCAGCCAGAACGUGUCUGUGUUCGUCUUUGAUGUGAAGGACGGCUCGGAGGCGCAGCUGGAGCUGGCCAAGGCGGCCGUGAAGCGGCUCAAGACGCUCCGACAUCCGGGCGUGGUCACCUACAUCGACAGCACUGAGACAGACAAGCUUGUGUACCUGGCCACGGAGCCGGUGACACCACUAGAGGAAUGGCUGGAGAAGUCCUCCAUAUCCGAGAAACAGCGAGACCUCGCCAUAUCCUGGGGUCUGCUGCAGAUCACUAAGGCGCUAAGUUUUCUCGUCAACGACGGGAAGCUGCAGCACAACAACAUUUGCAUGUCCUCCGUCUUCGUUGACGCUGCUGGGGAGUGGAAGCUGGCAGGUCUGGAGUACGUGACGUCCGGCUCGUCAGGGCCGCCGCCUCAUAAGGCGUUUCCGCAGCUGCAGGUAUACGACCCGCCGGAGCGGUCCGACCCCUCCAAACAGCGGCUGACGUCCUCCUGGUCGACCGACACCUGGGGCCUCGGCUGUCUCAUCUGGGAGGUGUUCAACGGACCACUGAUGAAGAUGGCCUCCCUCAAGUCCACCAGCAAGCUGCCCAAGUCGCUGACGCCGCUGUACUGUGACCUGGUGGGCGGGAACCCGGCCGGCCGGCCCAACCCGGCGCAGGUGGUGGAGCGCGGCCGGCAGCCGGGCGGCUUCUUCAACAACAACCUCAUCCAGUCGCUGCUCUUCGUGGAGGAGAUCCAGAUCAAAGACACGGUGGAGAAGAACCGUUUCUUCGGGCAGCUGCCGCCGAUGCUGGACCAAUUUCCACCGGACCUUGCCAAGAACAAGAUCCUACCGCAGCUCAUCACGGCCUUCGAGUUCGGUGGCUCUGGGUCCACCAUCCUGGCGCCCAUGUUCAAGCUGGGAGGCCUGCUGUCAGAGGAGGAGUACCAGCUGCGCAUGGUGCCCUGCCUGGUAAAGCUGUUCUCAUCACCCGACCGGGCCACGCGCGUCAAACUUCUGCAGCAGCUGGAGUCGUUCGUGGACCACCUACAGCCCAACACCGUGAACGAACAGAUCUUCUCUCACGUGGUGACCGGAUUCCUGGACACGAGCCCAACGCUGCGCGAGCACACGGUGCGCGCCAGCCUGCUGCUGGCGCCCAAACUCAACUACAACAACCUCAACGUCGAGCUGCUCAAGUACUUCGCUCGAUUGCAGGCCAAAGACGACCAGGGCGGCAUCCGCACCAACACCACCGUCUGCAUGGGCAAGAUCGCGCAGUACCUGCACCCGUCCGUGCGUCAGAAGGUGCUGAUCUCGGCCUUCCUGCGCGCCACCAAGGACCCGUUCCCGGCUGCUCGAAUUGCUGGGGUGCUGGGUCUGGCCGCCACCCAGCAAUACUACUCGCUGGCCGACGUGUCGGCUCGCGUUCUGCCGGCGCUCUGCCAUCUGACGCUCGACCCGGACAAGGAGGUGCGACAGCACUGCUUCAAGACCAUCCGCGGCUUCCUGGGCAAGCUGGAGAAGGUUUCGGACGACCCCAGCCUUAAGGAGACCAUGGAGGCCGACAUCAACAGCCACACGCCGACAGCGGGCACGGCUGGCUCCGGCUGGGCCAGCUGGGCGACGGCUGCGCUCUCCACCGUCUCCACCGUCUACCGCAGCACGCAGCGCGCCAAGUCCCGGCCAGACUCCGGCGGGAGCUCGGAGGCACCGGCUUCUGCCGCCGCCGCCGCCGCCGCCGAGCCGUCACGGGGGCAGAUCCUGCCGAGCCGCCCACCGCCGGCCGAGUCCGGCGGCGGCGGUGGCGGCGGCGGUGGUGGUGGUGAGGACACCUCGCCGAUGGCAGACGCCUCGGACGGCUGGGACGACGAGGACUGGGGCUCGCUGGAGGAGCCCGCGCCGGCCACGGAGCCGUCGGCCGUGCCAUCGAACCCCUCGGACGGCUGGGACUCGUGGCAGGAGGACGAGUUCAGCCCGGUAACCGCCGAGCCGGACACGAGGCCCCUCUCCGAGAUCCGCUGGGCCGACGCUGGUGCCGUGGAGGACCCCUUCGCCUCCGUGCCCACCAAACAGACGAGCCAGCGCAAAGCCAUGCCCACCGCUGACGUCACGGCGUCGUCAGCUGGCGCGGCGGCCGACUUCGGCGGCGGCUGGGACAACUCGGACUGGGGUGACAUGGGUGGUGUAGGGACGGGCACCGGUGGCGAGCAAGACAAGAAGUCGGCGAUGCAAGAACGGCGACAGCAGCGACAGAAGGAGCUAGAGGCCAAGCGAGCCGCGCGGAAAGGUCCGAUGAAGCUGGGGGCCAGGAAGCUCUAGCCGGCAGUGUAGCUCAGGACCAGGAGGCUCUAUCCGGCAGUGUGCCGCCUCCGUCUGGCGCGCAGCUGGACUCUGCCGCCUCCGUCUGGCGCGCAGCUGGAAUCUGCCGCCUCCGUCUGGCGCGCAGCUGGACCCUGCCGCCUCCAUCUGGCGCGCGGCUGGACUCUGCAUAUCAGGCACGGCCGUGGUUCCGGAGGCAGCAGCGUCGGGCGGUACCCGUGUUGACCGGCCGUCGGACGGGGCUGGUGCCAGACCGCCAGACGUCGGUGCUGCGGUCCGACGCGCCAGCGCGCCGCUCUGUUCAAGUCUGGCGCACCGACGGCUGCCGUCUGUCGGGCCAGACGGGCUGGCCAGCUGGCGACGCCUCAGCAGGCUCCGUCGCGCCGCCAGCGCCGCUCGGCCGUCGGUGGCGGGCGGGCGAGCCCGCGGCUCCAGCUACCUUCAGCCUGCGGCUCCGGCCGCCUUCAGCCUGCAGCCCAUACUCCCCUCUCGGCCGGUGUGUUGCCGUCGGAUUGUCGGAGGAUAGGGCGCCCGGUCCCGGCGGCGGUCCCCGCGGGUGACGAGGCGGCUCGUGUGUUCCGCGCGGCUCUCCAGCGCUGGCGUGGCGUGACGUGCAGGCGACGUGCCCAUGACACAUGACAUACCGUCAGCUGAAAGGGCCAUGAUACGUGACAUACCGUCAGCUGACAGGGCCAUGAUACGUGACAUACCGUCAGCUGACAGGGCCAUGAUACGUGACAUACCGUCAGCUGAAAGGGCCAUGACACGUGACGUGCCGUCAGCUGACAGGGCCAUGAUACGUGACAUACCGUCAGCUGACAGGGCCAUGACACGUGACAUGCCGUCAGCUGACAGGGCCAUGAUACGUGACAUACCGUCAGCUGAAAAGGCCAUGACACGCGACAUACCGUCAGCUGAAAGGGCCAUGACUCGUGACAUACCGUCAGCUGACAGGGCCAUGCUAUGUGACAUGCCGUCAGCUGAUGUGGCAGUAUGCGGCUUUAGGGACUCUUGGCAGUAUGCGGCUUUAGGGACUCUCUCGUGCUUGUCGUUCGGCGAGUGGCCAGCACAGCAAGCUCAACAUUGUAGGCUGGACAACAUGCAGCAUUCUGCCCGCGCGCAGCAUGGGCAUUUUACAUGGUAAGCGCACGUGUUGGAUGACUCACACUGCAGUGAUAUGAGCGGAUGAGGUCGAUACCUGACCCCGGGUUCCGCCUACUUGACCCAAGAGCGUGCCAGUGAAAUCUGAACUAUACAUCGGAAGGGCAUAUGAUAUCCGGUGGUGACAGGCUCUUCGAAUGGCUGCGCGGUGGGCGAUGGGCAUUGACGUCAUUUCGCAUGUGCGAUUCGUGUGCGUGUGUCUGUUGCUUCUUGAUCUGACUAUUUUUGUAUCGUCGGCGUGUGGGGGUAAUACAUUCAACAACCCUUCCA